AUGUCGUACAAUGUCUAUCGAGUUUCUAGUGCCGGCCUGCCCCGGGAUCAUCACGCCAUCUUUGUCGACAUGAACGACGAUCUGUCUGGAUGGUUGUUCCAGGUCACCGGCAACAUCCAGAACGGAAUGAAAUACGAUCACAAACCAUCCAAGAAACCCGAAGAGUCGGGCACCUACCAAAGCAAAAUAGCCAUUGGAACGGUCGCGACCGCGGAUUUUGCACGCAUCAAGCCAACCUGUGAAAGCAUCCCUGCGCCCAAGAAGCAGUUUGAAGGAGCGCGGAGGCUCUAUCCGAAAGAACCUCUUCGGCGCUGCCAGGAGUGGACCCAAGAGGCCAUAGAUGCUUUGGUUCAGGCGGGAAUUCUUAAGACCUCAACUUGA
This is a messenger RNA of Penicillium oxalicum, 381 nucleotides long. RefSeq lists its product as uncharacterized. The coding region runs from base 1 to 381 and encodes 126 amino acids. The record is from RefSeq and is a predicted model, not a curated record. Lineage: Eukaryota; Fungi; Ascomycota; Eurotiomycetes; Eurotiales; Aspergillaceae. The transcript has a single exon.